This is a messenger RNA of Seminavis robusta, 1086 nucleotides long. Lineage: Eukaryota; Bacillariophyta; Bacillariophyceae; Naviculales; Naviculaceae. The record is from the annotation of a GenBank genome assembly.
AACACCGAACGAUUUAUCCAGGCACUGGACUGUUUUGUUGCAGGGAUGAGCUUGGACAAAGCAUCCAAUAGAAGGACGUCAUGGGUUGAAACACAUCCAACUGCAUAUGCUGCCAUUGAGCGGGUCGUCGAUGAAAACGAUUAUGAACUACGCAGAGAUUUGGAAAACGCUUUCUUUAAAUACGCGAUCGAGGGUGUGGCGGUGCUACUCCCAAGUCGCACGAAAGAGCUCAUCCAUACUGGUGUUGCUGCACUUGAUAUUUCCAACUCAAAGCCAGGCAUUCUUGAAUUCACUGCCAAAAUUGACGAGCCACUAAUGAUCCAAGCUGGUAUUCGCUUUUUUGGACUGCAGCGAGUACUAGAACGAUACCUGCACGAAUCACCAAAAGACGGAUAUGGCGAAUGCUUUGAAAGGGUCAUGCUUCCAGGCAUUCAGCAAAAGCUGCAGGAUUUACUUGUGAAGCAAUUUCCAGACGACGACUUUGCGGGUUAUUUUGUAUCGUCCAGAUCCUCUUACGGUGUGCUAGCGUCUGUUUCUGGGGCUGAUGACGUUGCUGCUACGGUAAAGUGGAUGCAAGAUGCAGCGGGAGCGAAGUUUGAGGGCCUUGUCCCGCCGUUCUGUUACCCUGACAAGCAUUUUGGACCAGAUCUGGUCUUCUUAUUGUGGGACAAGCAGUACAAGAAGUACCGGAUUGUCAUUUCGCAGACCAAGUUUAGAAAAGAGUCGGACCAAGCCCACGCAAUGCGAACAUUGGUUCCAGAAUGGCUCUUCCACAAGAAGCGUGGAGAUCCAGUCAAAAGAGGUGUCGGAUCCAUUGCAAAAAAGGUGCACCCGGAAUGGGUGUCAACAAGACUUAGUGUUGCCAAGAAGCUCACUACGGAAAGCUGUGUGCGACUCCUUGUCCAAUAUCCUGCAAACACGAACCACGAUGCCAGUCCUGCACAAGCGUGUCAUAAGGAUGGCUGGAAACCUUGCGUGGAAUCGAAAUCGGAACAUGUCGUGUGACAAGACUCAUGACUGGAUAUACUAUCGGUGGACAAAAUGGUGGCGAACUUUUCGGCCCACGCACUCUAGCAGUUUUGAACC